AUGAAAGGAGCAAUAUUUUCUGUGCUGUUCGUUGCUGUACUUGUUCAUGGAGCAGCCGCAGCUGGGAAUGAUGAUCCCAGCCAAGCUCCAAGAAUUUGUGCCGCUACCAACGCUACCAACGUCUUAGUAGCUCAUGAAAAUUGUAACCAGUUUUACAAGUGCUUAAAUGGUGUUCCUACAACCAAAUCCUGUCCAUCUGAUCUUUUGUUUGAUCCCAGUAAAAACAGAUGUGAAUGGCCAAGUUCUGUGAACUGCGGUAACAGAAUAAUUCCAGUUAGAGAUGAGUCACAGGGUGCCGCUGUUGUAUGUGCUCUUCCAGGAGCAGACAACAGCUUUGUUGCUCACGAAUUCUGUGAUAGGUUUUACAAGUGUUUUGAAGGAAGACCCGUAGCUUUCUCAUGUGGUUUUGGUACCUUGUGGAACGCAAAGGAACAAUACUGUGAUUACGCAAGAAACGUAGACUGUGGCAAUAGGAAUCUUUCUGGCAUUAAUGUACCACAAUUCCCAGUCGGUAACAACCACGACGAUCCUAGUCUAGCUCCACAGAUUUGUGCCGCUGCAAAUUCUGCUAACGUGUUAGUAGCUCACGAAAAUUGUAACAUGUUUUACGUGUGUCUACAUGGUGUACCACUACCACAAAUAUGUCAAGCUGGUCUUUUGUUUGACCCCAGUCGAGACAGAUGUGAAUGGCCCCGUAAUGUAAAUUGCAGGAACAGAAAUGUAUAA
Messenger RNA from Arctia plantaginis, 726 nucleotides. NCBI's taxonomy places the organism in Eukaryota, Metazoa, Arthropoda, Insecta, Lepidoptera, Erebidae. The record is from the annotation of a GenBank genome assembly.